AUGAACGCGGAACAGAGCAAGAGUCUGCUUUCUAGCGGGCACCUUUCGGCCGAUCCAUACAUUAACAACUGCUAUUCGGAAAUGUGUAUGUCGACGACACAAGUUGCCCCACAACCAGGAAAACACAAAAUAGGAUGGGUGAUCGCAGCGAUAUUCAUCAUUGCCGAUAUGGUCGGAGGAGGAGUUGUAGCAAUGCCCGUAGCGUUUAAACUCUCCGGACUUCCAAUGGGUAUUAUUAUAAUGCUUACUGUAGCAGUUAGUUUCGAAUAUACUGGAUAUUUACUUGGAAAAGUAUGGAAUAAGAUAAUGGAAAGGAAUCCACACAUCGGAGUCUGCAGGAAACCAUUCCCAGAAAUGGCGAAAAGAACGAUGGGAACUAAUAUGCAACGGUUCACAUCAGUACUUGGUAACGUGACACAGUUCGGUGUAUCAGUUGUCUAUCUUCUGCUAUCUUCAAAUAUUAUUCACUACUUUCUAAGUCAUGUCCUUCAUAUUGAAAGUGUUUCUAAUUGUUUAGUGAUCACUGUACUUGCAUUCCUUAUUUGGCCAUUCACAUUACUUGCUAGUCCAGGAGAAUUUUGGGUGGUCAUUGUAUUCGCAAUGUUGACAACAGUCAUCGCAGUCGUCUCAAUCCAUACCGGAAUUGCUCUUGACUCCUCUGCUUGUUUCAAUGCAGUCGCUUACCCACAGACUACCAGUACUUCGACUGUUCUCUCAUUCGGAAUAUUUUUAUUCGCUUUCUCUGGACACUACGUCUUCCCAACAAUUCAACAUGAUAUGAAGAAUCCAAGAGAUUUCACAAAAUCAAUCUUCGCUGGAUUCCUUGGGGUCGUUAUUCUCUACCUUCCACUCUGUGUAUUCGCUUUUGUCGUUUAUGGAGAUUCAAUGGCUGAAUCAGUCAUCUACAGUAUCCAGAGUCCUUCUCUUCAGUUAUUGGCUAAUUUGAUGAUUGCAUUCCAUUGUAUUAUGACUCUGGUUAUAGUCAUUAAUCCAUUGAAUCAAGAAGUUGAACACUAUGCGAAGAUCUCUCAUGCAUUUGGAAUUGGAAGAGUCAUCACGAGAACGAUCGUUCUGUUUUUGGUUCUUUUCGUGGCUCUCACUGUUCCAGAUUUCCAACCGGUUAUGAAUCUUGUCGGAGCCUCCACUAUUCCAAUGGGAUGUGCCGUACUUCCAUCUCUCUUCUACUUGUAUUCUGAAGCUGCCACUGAAGAAGAAUGGAGGAAAGGAAAGAUUCCAACAUUGAAAGAAGUACUGGAAAGAACGGAUAAAACAGUUCUCAUCAUCAACUUAGUCAUCAUUUUCGGUGCAAUUCUCGGUGGAGUUCUUGGAUCGUAUCAAGGAGUUUUGAAGCUUAUCAAAGCAAAGUUCACGGAACCUUGCUAUAUUCGUCUCUUCACGGAAACUACUUACAAUUCAACAUUCCAAGUCAAAAAUGUAUGCUGCGGUAUGAAUCGUGACAUCAACGUAUUCAACGUGACCGACUUCUGCUGA
Caenorhabditis remanei is the source of this 1491-nucleotide messenger RNA. RefSeq lists its product as uncharacterized. Lineage: Eukaryota; Metazoa; Nematoda; Chromadorea; Rhabditida; Rhabditidae. The transcript is spliced from 7 exons. Gene Ontology annotation, molecular function: L-alanine transmembrane transporter activity; L-proline transmembrane transporter activity. Gene Ontology annotation, cellular component: vacuolar membrane. The record is from RefSeq and is a predicted model, not a curated record. The coding region runs from base 1 to 1491 and encodes 496 amino acids. Gene Ontology annotation, biological process: L-alanine transport; amino acid transmembrane transport.